Molecule: messenger RNA, 573 nt
Organism: Tetrahymena thermophila SB210
Lineage: Eukaryota; Ciliophora; Oligohymenophorea; Hymenostomatida; Tetrahymenidae
Exons: 4
Source: RefSeq, a predicted model, not a curated record
AUGCCUAUAUUAAUUUUGCCUUUUCUUCAGGAAUUCUUUAUUAAUAAAAUAAAUGAGUUAAAAAUAAAACUUUUAUUUAUGUAAGUUAAUAUUUCUGUUUAAUAAUAAUUACCUUUUUUGGUUAAUUAGAUAUUGCACAUGAGCUUCUAUUUAGUUGGAAGGUCUCAAAGAGUUGCUUUGAGAAUUGAAAAUUCUUUGAGGAGCUACUAAUCAAGAAUUAUGGGCUAGUAUUGUACUCCUUCACAUUCAAAAUCAUUCUCACAAGGUUUAUGCUUUCCUCUGAUCAUAAGUUAAUUUUCUUGUAAAAAGCAAUCGUUAUCUGUAUUGUAAAAAUCAAUAUCUUAAUUAUAUUAGUUGGAGGAUGAGGUUUAGCAGUAUUAUGCAUAACUAGGCACUUGCUACACUUUUUUUUCUCCUUAUUGGAAUUUUGAAUUUAAAGAAGAGAUAAUUGAAGCAAAUCAAUUUUUGAAAUUGUUUAUCUUUUAGAGUCUCGAACACAUUCAUUCAACUAAAUUAAUUUCGAAAUAUAAUAAACUCAAUAUAUUAAAUAAGGAGUGCUAUAAAAACGAAUGA